GGACGCCAAUUGCCAACAAACAGUCAUGCCACCACGGGUGCGAGCUGUCCGACUCGCCUCGUCGCUGAUAUUGUCGCCCUCACGUUCAUGUACCACACCGCUAGCCAGCGCCUUCGUGCUGCCCGCCCAGCAGCGCUGCGCCUCGAUUCUUUCUUCGCUGUCCGACAACGCCGGGGCCUACAAUAAAAAGAUCCGCCGAGGUCGGGGUCCUGCCUCAGGAAAAGGAAAGACGGCAGGACGAGGUCAGAAGGGACAACACGCACACGGCAAAGUGCCCGCUGGAUUUGAGGGAGGUCAGACACCACAAUGGAUCACGAAUCCCGAGCGAGGGCGGGGGAAGCACAAUCCGUUCAAGGUGGAGAUGUCGCCAAUUAAUCUGGACCGGAUACAAAGCUGGAUUGACCAGGGACGGCUGGAUCCGAAGAAGCCCAUUACUAUGAAGGAAUUGGCAAAGUCACGGUGUUUGCAUGGCGUAAAGAGACACGGCGUGAAGCUGUUGGCAAGGAAUCCCGAGCAACUCACCACGCCCAUCCACAUCGUCGUCUCUCGGGCAUCCAGCGAAGCCAUUGAGCGCAUCGAAGCCCUCGGCGGUAGCGUAACUACCCGCUUCUACUCGCCCACAGCCAUCAAGCGCGUGCUACGCGGGGAAUCGCACCCGACAAUUUCGCUGCAAGCUUCGCCCACCCUCGUUGCGCUGACCAGCCGCUCCUCCGCCGUCAAAAUCCCAUCUCCCAUUCUCUCGGCGCUGCAAACCGCCGCCGACGAAAAGAAGACCGAGGCCAUGGCCGCAGUCAUGAAGCAAGUCGGCGCAAAAUAUAAGUACAGAUUGCCUGAUGCAACGGCAAGAAAGGAUAUCGAGUACUACCGUGACCCAGCGCAUAGAGGGUACCUGAACUACACACUCAAGCAAGGCGAGAGCCCCAGUCUGUUCUUCAAGCCACCAGGUGAGGCGAAAGAUAAGAAGAAGCAGACCGCAAGACGCGAUGCCGCCAAGGCUAGUGCCGACAAUAGGUUAUUCUAGUCUAAGGCAGAUAUCGCUGCGGGUUGUAGAAUAUAAUGUACAUGAUAUGCACUUUGCUCGACCGCCAUUAUCGAAAGAAAAAAACAAGACAAGUGACGUUUAGUACCCCUUUUGCCACCAGGAGAUAUACAUCUUACCUUACCCAGCUUUCUUCAUACUGUGUACAUUUACUCCCAACCCAUCCAUAUUUCAAAGAUUCAAACCGUUGAAUCAGCUGAAUCAGCUGAAUACUCUCUCUCUCUCCCUUACUUACACUUUUACCCCUUUUAUUUACCCCCAAUCUAUCCCAGCAAAUUAAAAAUAUUGGAAAUAAAAAUAGUCACCCCUUUUCGGCCAAUUCUUUCC
This is a messenger RNA of Bipolaris sorokiniana ND90Pr, 1366 nucleotides long. RefSeq lists its product as uncharacterized. Gene Ontology annotation, biological process: translation. Gene Ontology annotation, molecular function: structural constituent of ribosome. The record is from RefSeq and is a predicted model, not a curated record. The coding region runs from base 26 to 1021 and encodes 331 amino acids. The transcript is spliced from 2 exons. NCBI's taxonomy places the organism in Eukaryota, Fungi, Ascomycota, Dothideomycetes, Pleosporales, Pleosporaceae. Gene Ontology annotation, cellular component: mitochondrial large ribosomal subunit.